This is a messenger RNA of Lagopus leucura (white-tailed ptarmigan), 4739 nucleotides long. It is a transcript of the gene MAP7D3, whose product is annotated as MAP7 domain containing 3. The record is from RefSeq and is a predicted model, not a curated record. Lineage: Eukaryota; Metazoa; Chordata; Aves; Galliformes; Phasianidae. Gene Ontology annotation, biological process: microtubule cytoskeleton organization. The coding region runs from base 46 to 2628 and encodes 860 amino acids. Gene Ontology annotation, cellular component: microtubule cytoskeleton. The transcript has 21 exons.
CCUUCAGCCCGGCCGGCGGAGUUGCGCGUCCCGGCGGCGCUGAAGAUGGCGGAGGGUGGCGGAGGCGCGCCCCCCCCCUCCUGCUCUUCCUCCUCUUCCUCCUCCUCCUUGAAGGGGCUGCGGGAGCAGAUGGUUGCUGCAGCCCAAGCUAUAGCAGAUGAAAGAAGAAGCCAAAGUGGUGUCAGCCCUAUUGCAGUCCAGACCUCAAUAAACGUAAGAACAGCGACUAAACCAGUGAUAGAUGGUUCCACUCUAAGAACAGAAGAAAGGCAAAGACUGGCCAGGGAGCGCAGAGAGGAGAGGGAAAAGCAAAACGCUGCCAAAGAGUCACAAAUCCUCGAAAAGGAGAGAAAAGCAAAACUCCAGUAUGAAAAACAGUUAGAAGAAAGGCAGAGAAAGCUAAAAGAGCAAAAGCAAAAAGAUGAACAACGGAGGGCAGCUGUAGAAGAAAAGAGAAAACAAAAAAUAGAAGAGGAAAAGGAGAGACACGAAGCAGCUCUUCAUCGUACCUUGGAACGGAGUCAGCGACUGGAAACACGACAGAAGAGAUGGUCAUGGGGAGGAUCUGUAACUCCAGAUUCAGAGAGCAAAACGGAGCAACAGACCACAGAUGAAGCCAGCAAGCGGUCCACCUCCACAGCAAACCUCAAACCAACAGAAGCUGCCAUGAAUAAACGUUUGUCAUCAUCUGCAGCACUUUUAAAUGCUUCUGAUCGAAGUACCGCAAAGCGAAGCGCCUCAUUAAACAGGCUGAAUAACAAAGUCCCUCUGCACUCUCAGCAGUCAGCAGUCAAAGGUUCACAGGUGGAACAGAAAGGAGGAGCAGAAAAGAAGAGGAGCACAUCUUUGAAUAGAAUGAGUAGUAAACCCCAUUCUUCUGAACUAGAAAAAGUGAAAAAGGAAGAAAAAACAGCUCGUCGUUCCCAGGUCAGUCCUCUGGACAGUAGCGUAAUCAGUCGCCUCCUCGCCCCCACUCAGGCCUCCUUAGCUAGGAGUAAAAGUGCUGCUACAUUGUCGGCUGAUGGACAGGAUCCCUCAGCUUCAGCCAGUUCCAUCAGUUCCCCAGUCCCAACUCCUAAAGUGCCCGUGCGCAGUCGUAGCAUCGACAGAUUGAAGUCCUCUGUAUCUUCAUCUGAUGCAAGUUCACCAGAUCCAACCCAGAAAUCAGAGACUGAGAAACCAUCCCCAGGUUCUGGGUUGCGUCGCCCUUCCUCUCCAUCGGUGUCUGCCCGUAGAAGAUCCCCUUCUCCUGCCAAUUUGGUGAAGCGUCCUCCAUCACCAUCUGCAGUUAGACAGAAGACUCGCCCGCCUUCGCCUGGCAUAGCAAAACAGAGGCCGCCAUCUCCUACUCCGAUCCAUAAACCAGCACCCAUCCAACGCCCACCUCUCACACCAGGUGUUAUCAACAUUACCAAAAAGAAAACUGAAGCAGAGAGCAAACCAAAGGAGAAGAGCACAGAAGCAACAGGACAUGAGCAAGGUGCCCCAUCAGCCUUGGACAGGGAUGCAGGAGUGGCUAGCACAAAAACCAAAGAAGAGUCAGGUAGCAAAGCAGCAGCAGGGACCACCACAGCUGAAGAAGCUGCUAAAAUCUUGGCAGAAAAGCGGCGUUUAGCACGGGAGCAGAGAGAGAGAGAAGACCAGGAGAGAAUUCAGAGACAGGAAGAGGAAAGAGUCAGAGAAGAAGAAAUGGCCAAGAGAGCAGUUGAAGAAAGAGCACGACGGGAAGAGGAGCUCCGCAAGCAGGAGGAAGAAAAGAGACUCGUUUAUGAGGAACAACAAAGACAAGCUGAAGAGGAGAGAAUCCGCCGAGAACAGGAAGAACAGGAAAAGCUUGCAGAGCUUCAGCACCAGAGGGAAGAAGCUGAAGCAAAAGCUCAAGAAGAGGCUGAAAGACAGCGGCUGGAAAGAGAGAGAAUUAUGCAGCAAAAUAUGCAGGAAAGGCUUGAAAGAAAAAAGAGAAUUGAAGAAAUAAUGAAAAGAACACGAAAAUCGGAUCAAAACGAAUCCAAGUUGCAGAAUGAAGGAAAGUCUGCCUGUGAGGUCAUGGAGGGAGAGGAUAUAGAAGAGGAGGAAGAGCUGGGACUUGAGAAGGCUGAUCAACCCGGAAAGCUGAAUGGCAUUGACUUACCCCAGGAAGUCAAAGGGGAGACAGAGGGUUGUGUACAGACUGCACGGAGCUUGAUCUCCACAGAGCCUGAGCAACACACUGUGACAGAGCUGAAGGCCAGUGAAGUAUUUAUGAAUGGCAGUGAUUUGAAAAGUGAUGAGGGGUCUCUACUUUUUACUGAAUUGAAGGAUUCCGGCCAUCCUGCAAAAGAAAUGGUUAUCGAUGACUCAGUGAAGUUGGGUGUUAAUGAAGCUGAUCAUACAAGUGGACUUAUUCAGAAUCUUAAUGGAAAAUCUGAUCUGUGGACUUGCGAGGAAUUCACUGACAUUGGAGUACAUUCCAAGUCAACCAAACUGAGUUCAGACAGCAUCUCUGCUGGUAACUGUAAUCAAAACUUGAAUGAUGCUGCUACAAUACCUUCUAGUCCCAAAUUGACUUAUGAGGAAGAUGGUGCAGUGAAUUCAUUGACCAAACCUAUAGAUUCUUCAUCAGGAGGAGUAAUAAAGCUACACACAUAAUAAUCAGAAUUUUCUGGAAGAAAUCAGGCUGCAUCUGAAGCCCACGUACUUGAGAACCCAGACCGUGAUGCAGCGUAGUGUCAGAGAGGCCUUGGUGUGCUGGUUUUCUUAAGAUUAAACUGCUCAGUUGUUGGAGCAAAACCCCAUGUGAAUGCACUCACAGCAGAAAUCUCUGUCCAUGAGAUAAAGACUGCGUGAACAGAUGAAGUAAAUGACAGUGGGAAGAAACAAGACUUGGUAUCCACAGUUUCUUUCAGUGAUGUGUAGCACUUUUUUUUUUUUUUUUAAUUAAAGUGUAGCACUUUUCUAGACUGAACUGUUUCCUGAGUCUCCUCUGUCACUCUGCGUCUUGUGAGUUGUGGUCUGGUGGACAUAGAGACACGCUGAGACUUCCUUUGGGCCUCUGCUGAGUAGUCUGAGACCAGAGUGAUUUCAUGUGAUUCUGCUGAUUGCGUUUUCUUAUGCUCAAAAUCAUUCAUUUCUUAGUGAAGGAAGUGUUGCCUUUUAAUUCUGAACUUGAAUGUGUUUGGAGAUAAUGUGCUUUAAGAGUUACAUGCACAGCUCUGGAAAUGAAUACUCGUAUGUUUUGUUUUUGAAAGAAAAGCGACUAUGCUGAUGUUGCACUGUAAGAGGUGGUUCUGCGCUUACCUUCCUGGAUGAACAGCACUCUGACAGUGAGGACAGAUUUAUGUAGAAUACACACAGUAUGAUGGUUACACUUUCUUUUCUUUGCUCUUUGGACAGAACUGUGAACACUUGAGACCUGGAAAUAAUCUGAUUGCACUUCAGUAAUCCAGUGCUCUAUCAAGUACCGAAGGCCUUGUUUUGAAAAGCUGCUUGUUUACCUUCAUCCAUCUUCAAGUUUGCAAAAAAUAAGUAACACCAGAAAGGGCUGACAAACUUCUAGAUUUGCACCUUGAAGCAUUUCAGGGAGACUAUUGUGCUGAUGUUCCUUUUCCAUUCGUUUAGUUUAGUUGUUAGAGAGGAUGUCCUUGUGCAAGUAACGCUCGUUUCCCUUUUACAGACUUUACACUAACCUGUUUGAGUCUUUUUGUUUUCCUAUCAGUGUAAUGCACAGCAAUGUGCCCCUGGGGACUUCCCAGUUAGCUACUGGCUGGAUUUUGCAUAUUCCUAAAAUGGCAUUUGAAGACUUCCUCAAUGUGUGUUAAAGCUGAACACCAGUGACAGUGUUCUGGCAGAAUGUCUUAUUUUCUAACAUAAAAGUAUGGGCGGUUUCAAAAUGCAGUGUUGUGUCAUCACUAAUAUGUUUUAAUCUAUUGGAAAACAUCAAAACGUUUUACAGCCUGUGCACUAAUUUACUGCAAUACUGUUGAAUAUCUGGAUACGUUUGUCAUAGUGCAGUUUAACGUGUCAUGCUUUUAAAAGUGUUUUCCUUUUGAAUUAUUUAUCUACACUCGUGUAAGUAUUAUUUUAUUGUGUACAUAACAGUAUUAGACCGUUGAAGUCAUAUUUUGUUCAUGUUAAUUACUCCAAGUAUUCCUGUUCUAGCUUUAUUAUAGUGACUGCAAGCUGCAUAUAUGUUUCCCUUCCCCUAAAGCCUGCAUUAAAUAAUCUAUUUAACCUGAAUCUUGCCUGCUUUUGCAGCAUGAAGAGAUUAACCAAGCAUCUUCCAAAAGCUGCUGCUAGAAGUAAUAAUGCAGUCUUGCUCUUACGUCUCCUGUAACAGAGAUACUGAACAACGAAGCGAUUAAUUUAAGGAAUAGCUGUCUCCAAUCCUGCUAUAAACACUUGGCUGAUACUUCCAUGCGGAUGAAUCAUCCCAAUGGCUGCUGCAUUUUCAGCGGUUGAUGAAAAUGGUUUUGCUGGAACUAAAAGUGUUCUUUCCCCAACGACUGCAAUAGGAAACCCUCAGCCUUCUUCCUGCGUUUGCUGCGCAGCACAUGGUAGUACUUUUUAGACUUUAGAGCAGUGCCUUAGGUGAAAAGAAAGGUGUAUUUUUGUACGAUAAGCUGUUUCAUUCUGGCAGAGACAAUCAUCCCAACAGAAGAUGCGGAUAUUUUUUCUGUGCUGAUAUACUCUUUGUCCAACGGUCUGUUACAGCUCUCUGUAAAUAUGUGCGCUCUGUUAAAUAAACUUUGCAGUUGAACAAC